Molecule: messenger RNA, 618 nt
Organism: Lathyrus sativus (Indian pea)
Lineage: Eukaryota; Viridiplantae; Streptophyta; Magnoliopsida; Fabales; Fabaceae
Source: the annotation of a GenBank genome assembly
AUGAGCAACACUAAUCAAGAUUCAUACAAGGGGAAGGAGAAAGUGAAUGAAGAAUCAGUAACCGACUCGCAAACUAUGGAGAAUCAGAACAAGCGAAAGGCAAUCGCGCUGGAAGGUGAUACUAUUGCUGAAACAAAGAAUUCAAAGAGUCCUAGAAUCGAUGCUGGUGUCGAUGAAUCGACAAGUUCAUCCAAGGAGUUUACUCCAUUCCUUCUUUUCGGAUUCAUUAUUGAUCCAACUAAGGGAUGUCAAAAAGCUUUUUCCUGCAGUUUUUGCCGCAGAAAAUUUGUUUCUCCACUGGCAUUGAGUGCAAAGCAAAACUGCCAGGAAUGUGAGGAGUCACUAAAAAAAGUUGUUGAAGCUUUGAACAAACCUCGCGAUAACGUCUCUCAUGGCGUACAAGGAAUACAUCUAAGCAAGAUUGUUCCAUACCCUGGUGGAUGCGGAUAUAUAUAUGGUGGAACUGGUGCUGGGGAAUCGCAGGGUCCAUUACAGGAUAAUCCACAGAACGAUCAAAACAUUGUGGUUGAAGAAGUUAUUGGGGGUGUGAUUGACUUGAACAAUGGUUUGGUUUCAGGGGAAGCAUCUAAGAACAUUGAUUUGAACAUCAUGCCUUAA